Penicillium daleae is the source of this 1020-nucleotide messenger RNA. RefSeq lists its product as uncharacterized. The record is from RefSeq and is a predicted model, not a curated record. Bases 1 to 1020 code for a protein of 339 amino acids. NCBI's taxonomy places the organism in Eukaryota, Fungi, Ascomycota, Eurotiomycetes, Eurotiales, Aspergillaceae. The transcript is spliced from 5 exons.
AUGUUGGAGAUGGUCAGCGGCCCGAUGGUCUUGUGGAAGCUAGACAUUGAGGAGUCGCUGGACGUCGUUGGCUCCUGGGGAGCUUCGCCGCGUCUUACCGUCAUUUCCGAAGUCGACGCUGGAGGCGUCGUCGAACCGAAGGCCCACGACGCUGAACCUCAAGCCCGUGUCAAUGACCGUGUCAGUGACCGUGUAUGCGCCCGUGGCAUUCGGCUUCUCCUGGCGGAGGAUGCCGCUUUGGGCCUGGCCGGACUUGUCCUGGACGUAGAGGAAGUAGAGAUCGUCGAAAGGUUGGGUGAAGUUCUCGACAACUGGAAUCUUCGGAAUGUCGAGGGGUCCAGACAUUGCGGCGCGGAACACUCGCUUCGGUCCCUUCCAGCCAGCCGUGUUGUACUGGAUGAAUGUCAUGCUAAACUUGUCAAGAAUUAUGUCCGUCUUGAAGACAAUAUAGUCGACUUCGACGCCGUUGAUGAGCAGCUUCUCCUUCCAGAUCUCGAGAGAAAUGCCGGUAUUCUGACCCAGCAGGUUGAUGUUGCCAAUAAAGGAUGGGAGUACCACGUCCGACGUCAAGUAGCCGAGGACGGAACCAACGGUUUCCGUCGUGUCCGGCGCAAGGAGGUGUGCCUUGAAGGUCCAGUGGUCGGUCCAGUGUUCGAAAGUCAAGUCGAAUUCCAUUACGCCCAUGAGAAGAAUCCCCUCAAAGACAAAAUGACUCCCAUUUCCCGCGGAGUCGUAAUCAUCCAUCACGCCGUUUUGGGAGUCGGCCUCGAAAAAGGAAACAAUGUUCCCAAGCUUCAGCUGAUCGAGUUGGCCGCGUCCCGGGCGUAUAUGCAAAUACUGAAGUUCAGGUUCAGGGUGAAGCUAGUGGAGCUGGAACUGGUUGAGCCGGUUGAGCUGGCCGACCGAUCGAGAACAAAUCUCAGGUCGAGUCCAAAAGACUCCAAACUAAUCUGGGGCAAGGUGGAGCCGGAUGACUGCGCCAAUGAGUUCCCGGAAGUAUUUGAUCCCAUGGCAGCGUAG